UCUCCGCGGCGUAGCCUACUUCCUGGCAAGCUGAUUUUGUUCUCCCCAAACACACUCAACGCAAUCGACUGCGAUUCGCCAGAGCUAGACAGACGUUCAUGGCCGACAUGAUCAGACAUAAGUAUGAAGUGCUUACAAGUUGAGUCUGUCUGGUAUGACGUAAAAAUCAUGAAAUAUUUUGAAAUGAGAAUUGUCUGCAGCAAUACAAUGGGGAGCUAUGUGAUAUUUAAUUUUACGUAAGCAAUACUCAUCUAGCUAAGACUGAUAAAGCUACGCUAUAACGUUAAUUUCCUGACAGUAGUGCACAGCGAAAUGGAUGUUAUUUAUAUAAGCUCUGGCACUGAGGACGACUCCGACAUAGAGAUUGUGAGCGUUUACAAUGACACCGAAGACGAUUCAAAAGACGUUCUCAGGGAAUGGUCAAGCAUUCCACCGCCUUAUAUUGACCUCACCGAUUCAGUCUGGGAGCCAUUGGAGAGGCGGUACCAAAGAAGGGAAAAGAACUCGGUGGACUGGAGUUACAACAGCCUAUCAGCGGACUUCGGUGAUAAUAACGGCCUAUCAGCGGACUUCGGUGAUGAUAGCAGCCUAUCAGGCGGCGAGGUGAAACCACUCAGCUCGGCACUGGAACUUGCGACCUCGGAGCGAGCGCAGAAGAAGCUACUUUGUCACUCUCCGACCGAGUCCGGCGAAAAUCGGGACGGGACUCCGGACUUUCUCGCCGAACUCGUCUCGGAAAAGUGGGAAUGUUCUCCUCGCCGCCCUGCGCUGGAGCCGAAGGAAGAACAGAAGCCUCUGGCCUGUCUGGGCGGUGAGCCUAGGAGUUCCCCCCGGAGGUCGCACUGCCGCUCUCCUUCCGAGGGUCUGUGGGAGAAAGAGGGAAUUCCAGGAUCUCCACUCCCUAGUGUUCCCGAAUUUUCCCGCAGUCCGCAGUCGGAGUCCAAAAUUCAGCCGGGACCCGUGACCUUCGCCGCCGGCGUUCCAGACGAAAUUCCGGUGCGGCCGGGAUUCGAGACGACCGACGCGCUACGAGACACGGCGGCGGACUCGAAGCCUCCGUCCGCGGAAAGACGUUCGGGCGAGUCGGACGCGGAGAACGUCCCGGACUACAUCGACGCCCUCUCUCCCUGGAGUCCGUAUUACUGCCCCAGCGAGGUCGACUCCAGGCUGUACUCUGAUAGCUCCAGCAUGCCCGUGUCACAAGAUGGCGUGGACCUGCACGACCGACCCUCGUCCCCACCCACCCCCCCUCAGUUCCUAUUCGGGCCCUGCAAAACCUCACCCCCUGACAAACUGCCUAAAGCAGAGGUCUUGAGUGACAGGAGGCUUAAUAGCCCACCCCCCUCACCCUCUCCGGGACCCCCCCGGCUCUCCCCCGCUCGUCCGCCCAGGGAUAGGUCCGUGUCCCCCACCUCCACUGAGAUACUCGCCAGCGACUCGCCUGAUUGGCUGGGGGAUGAUGCGGAGCUGACGCUGACCAGUGACAGCGCUGCCAGCCCCUGGUCGGACCCGGGAUCGAAGAGCGCGGCGGACAGCGAGGGGGAGGAGCUACCGGGGACAGAGGCGGAGCUCGGCUCCAGGGAGGCCAGUCGUGAGGACAGACAGUACGUGUCACGGACCCAGUUAAACCGACUAAAGCGUCUAAUGGGGAGGCCUCUACAAGAGCUGGGCAGAGACGACGGGCCGGAGCCCGUGGGCGACGCUGACAAAGACGAAGAGGAGGAAGAAGAGGAGGAGGAGGAGGAGGAGGAGGAGAUGUGCCAGCUGGGCCUGAGCCUGGUGCGCAUCGCCAUGGAGGAGCGUUGCCAUGACAGCAUGCUGCAGCUCCUCUCCGACUUCCUGCAGCCCCGCCUGUACCCCCCGCCCGACGUCACGUCCCACCUGCUCCGGGGCAUUCUGCUGGACCCCGAGAGCCCCCCAGUCCUCGUCCUGCAGGCCUACAGCCUGCUCAUGAGGGUACAGAGAAACCACCCUGCCACAUUGUCCACAGUGCCGUGGGACUGGGAUCUGCUGGUCUCUGCCAUGAAUGAGAGGGGCUCGAAGUGCAGGCAGGCGCUCUCUCUCCUCCUGCAGUACGUCGUGCAGACGCUCCAGGACGACUUCCACCUGAGGCUGCGGCGACCGCUGGGCUCCAUCGCCAAGGCAACGCUCUCCUGCAACACGAACAUGCCGCACGUCAGAGACGUGAUCGAUUGGUUGGUUGCCGCGGUGGAGAGUUCGACGGCAGUCCCCGGGGAACAGGGGAGUGACACGGAGACUGAGAAACGGAAGGCGAGGGACGACGGUCUGAAGAUGCUGCUGAUGCUGCAGAAGAUGCUGGCUCUGGCUGUGGAGGUGGACUGCUCCCCCACCACCAGCUCCAACAAGAUCAGCGAGACCCUCCUGCACAUCCUCAUGAGCUCCGGCCUGCGCCGCCCCCACAGGCAGUUGCUCCUGCGGACCUUGGACAGCAGGCUGCUGCAGUGUAAGCUGGUGGAGCUGCUGCUUCAGCGGGUCUGCACAGAGCCGACAGAGCUGCCCAUGUCUCUGAGUCUCAUUCUGCACUUUCUGCGCAGUGCCACACUGCCAGCUGAGCCCACGGACGGGGAGGAGGGCUGGAGGAGGUGGAGGGAGCUUCUGCAGCUGCUCUGGAUGCUGGUGGUCAGCUAUCAGGAGGUCACAGAUGGUCACCUCCGCCGGCCCAUCACCCAGCGCGCCGGCUGCAGCCACCCCCCGAUCCGGACGAAGCACGAUGACAUCAGACGAGCGGAGCUGCAGGAAGCCUCGGAGCACUUCCUGUCCCGGGCGUCAGCUGACCUCGGCCCCGCCCCCCCGCCGCAGGUCCAGGAGCUGCUCUCUCACCUGCGGGAGCACCUGCUCGGCUUCUGUACACACUAAACUUUGCA
Messenger RNA from Conger conger (European conger), 2885 nucleotides. RefSeq names its product SUMO interacting motifs containing 1 (gene simc1). Bases 313 to 2877 code for a protein of 854 amino acids. The record is from RefSeq and is a predicted model, not a curated record. The transcript is spliced from 10 exons. Lineage: Eukaryota; Metazoa; Chordata; Actinopteri; Anguilliformes; Congridae.